Periconia digitata is the source of this 1040-nucleotide messenger RNA. The record is from the annotation of a GenBank genome assembly. Lineage: Eukaryota; Fungi; Ascomycota; Dothideomycetes; Pleosporales; Periconiaceae.
CCGUCGUAUCCCAUUCACGCAGAACGGUUUGAGCUGCUGCUAACCAUCGUGUUAAAUGUUCCGAGCCGCUGCAUACCCUAUACCCCACACUCCUUCACUGCACUACUUUGGUUCUCCCCCUCGAAACCUACGGCUCCAACAAUAGCAAAGAAACCUUCGCAAUGUCCAACAACAAGAACCUCGAGGUGUCUCUCCUCACUCCGGACCAAGCAGAGCAGUAUAUGCUAAUCCGCCACACCGCCUUCCGCCACGACAUCAACAAAAUCCUCUACGCCAACGCACCCCAAUACAACCCCUCCCCAUCAACCCUCUCAGCAGUAACAAGCAGCAUCCAAGACGGCAUCCUCAACAAAGGCAUCAUCUUCACAAAAUGCGUCGAAACACCUCCUCCCACAACCGCCACAAUCUCCUCCUCCUCCUCCUCUGAAACAUCACCACCUACAAUCAUCGCAGGCGCCCGCUGGACCCACUACAAACCCUCCCCCCCCUCCCAACCCUGUACUUCCCCCUCUCCUCUUCCCCAAACAAAUCUACGCACCCCCGCCGACCUAGACAAAGACUACACAAUCCCAGAUCCCUACCCAGAAUCCAACACGGCCAUGUGGAACGAGUUCUUCGACCUCUUCCACUCCGUCAAACGCGACGUCAUGGGUCUAAGGCCGUUCUUCAAGCUCGACACCCUGGUCACGCAUCCGGACCAUCACCGCAAAGGCGCCGGCAAGGCGCUGCUCGAGGAAGGCCUGAGGAGGGUCGACGAGGAAGGCCUCGAGUGCUAUCUCGAGAGCAGUGUCAUGGGGAGACCGCUGUAUGAACGGUUUGGGUUCGUUGCUGUGAGGGAGAUUUCGUUGGAUUUGACGAGGUGGGGGGGCGACGAGGAGAUUUGUUGGACGAUCAUGAGGAGACCAGCUAAAAAGUGUACCGAGUAGCGUAGACUCUUCUUUUUUUUUUUUUCCCCCCCCUUCUCCCCGCGCUCUCAUUCUUGCUUCAUUCGUUUCCCUUUUUACAAAUGCUAGACUUCGGAUCGUUUUUCAACCGUACGC